AUGGCGGGCCAGAUUUCCGAUGCACGAUUUGUCCACACGUCGCAUUGGGAUAUUGAGUUGCAUCACAGCUUGACAAGCCCCGUUCCGGUGCGCAAUCUAUCUUUGCUGGGCGUUCCAACCUUCUGGAACCCAUCUCAGCUGGAGAGUCUUGAUCGAGACCUGUUAGAGUACUGGGGAAACGGCCACAUCUUCGGCAGUGCUCCAGGCGCUGCUAGCGUUUUCUUCGUUACAUCGCUACGGCUUACAAUCCCAGGCCCUGGAACUGAAAACCGCUGCACUGGGAAGCUUGGCAAAAGGAUCGGCAGCACAAAAUCUAAGCGCGACAGCGACCAUGCAGCAUACCGCCACGGGGAUGUUGCUUUGUUCUUUUGA
Messenger RNA from Penicillium macrosclerotiorum, 372 nucleotides. RefSeq lists its product as uncharacterized. Lineage: Eukaryota; Fungi; Ascomycota; Eurotiomycetes; Eurotiales; Aspergillaceae. Bases 1 to 372 code for a protein of 123 amino acids. The record is from RefSeq and is a predicted model, not a curated record. The transcript has 2 exons.